Aspergillus novofumigatus IBT 16806 is the source of this 1287-nucleotide messenger RNA. Its product is annotated as putative MFS monocarboxylate transporter. Gene Ontology annotation, molecular function: transmembrane transporter activity. The coding region runs from base 1 to 1287 and encodes 428 amino acids. Gene Ontology annotation, cellular component: fungal-type vacuole membrane. The transcript has 3 exons. Gene Ontology annotation, biological process: transmembrane transport. The record is from RefSeq and is a predicted model, not a curated record. NCBI's taxonomy places the organism in Eukaryota, Fungi, Ascomycota, Eurotiomycetes, Eurotiales, Aspergillaceae.
AUGGCCACCCAAGCACAUCUCUCGCCUCCAAAUGGCACGGUUGCUGCUGAGCCGAGGUCGGAGGUGAACACAACUCCAGCCGUAAAGCCUUCGUUCCCAGAAGGAGGAGUAAGAGCAUGGUCCGUUGUGUUCGGCGCAAGCAUCGCUUUAGGAUGUGCCUUUGGAUAUCUAUCUGCUUUUGGCAUCUAUGAGACAUACUACAGUGAGCACCAGUUGGCUGAGAAAACGGCUUCAGAGAUUGCAUGGAUUGGCUCGAUUCAGAUCUUCCUCCAGUUCGUUACCAGUCUGGUCUCAGGGAGUCUGUUUGAUCUGCACGGGGCAAAGAUACUGUUGAUACCAGGAUCGGUUUCUUUCGUCUUCUCCAUCAUAAUGACCAGCCUGUGCCAACAGUAUUAUCAAGUCAUUCUGGCCCAGGGGAUUCUCGGCGGCUUAAGCACCGGCUUCAUUUUCACGCCCUCCCUUGCGGCCAUCGGCCACUAUUUCCAGAAGAAACGGGGCCUUGCUAUGGGCAUCUGUGCCGCCGGUUCUUCCCUGGGUGGUCUCCUGUUCCCCAUCGCCUUGAAACACGCUCUCUAUAGCCAGCGGUUAGGGUUCGGCUGGGGUGUCCGCGUGGUCGGGUUCGUGGUUCUCGGCCUUCUGUCUAUCGCCUGCGCCCUAGUGAGAGAACGGCUGCCACCACGCAAGGGCCAACUGUUCCUCCCCCGCGCAUUCUUGCAACCAUCGUACUCAUUCUUAGUGGCCGCCGUCUUUCUCAGUUUCUGGGGGAUGUGGGUGCCGUAUUUCUUCAUCGUCUCGUUCGCAAUCCAGAAGAUACACAUGGGCGGGGAUCUAGCGUUCUACACGCUGUCGAUCGUCAACGCCGGCUCGCUGCUCGGGAGAAUCAUCCCGGGAUUCCUGGCGGAUCGGUUCGGACGUCUGAACAUGCUCGUGUGUGUAUACGCCGCCAACAGCAUCCUGCUCCUCGUCUGGAUCCGCAUCACCACAGCUGCCGGCCUCAUCGCCUGGGCCGCGGUUUUCGGUUUCGCCUCGGGCGCGGUAAUCUCCCUGUACCCCGUGUCCAUAGCGCAGCUGGCGCCCCGGCCGCAGGAGAUCGGAACGUACAUGGGACAGGCGAGCGCGAUUGUCUCCGUCGCUGGGCUGACGGGGACGCCGAUUGCGGGGGCGCUCAUUCGGAGCUAUGGGUACGAGGCGGCGGCGUUGUUUGCGGGCUCGUCGAUGGCUGUGUGUACCUGUCUGGCUGCUGUCGCGAGGGGGUUCUGUGCAGGAAAGCUGCUAGCCAAAGUUUAA